Molecule: messenger RNA, 2283 nt
Organism: Dicrocoelium dendriticum
Lineage: Eukaryota; Metazoa; Platyhelminthes; Trematoda; Plagiorchiida; Dicrocoeliidae
Source: the annotation of a GenBank genome assembly
AUGGUCAGUGGACGUCGUCUUAACGUCUCUAUCAAGGGUGUGCGAGCAGUGGGGCGUACUCCGGCCAAAGCAAGAACUAGCAGCAGUAAUUUAGCUGACCCAACUAUACCAUGCACCGUUAACUUAACGGACAUCUUUUCCUUGAGUUCUCAAAUAGCCGAUCUUCAAAAUGAAGUGGUGAAGCUCAAAAGGGUCCUCAACACAUUAGAACCUUUUACUGACAGACUGACAGCCAUAGCAGCUAUGAUGCAACCCAAGGACCUCAUGGAAUCAAAGCAUGCGGAAUUGGCUGGAAGGUUCAUUAAUACGAUUUGCACCGAGGUAAUGGAUCGACUAAAAUGUCUUAAUGAGGUAGUGAUUUAUAAUGUUCCAGACCGCCUGCAUCUGCAAGCCAUUCGUAAAAUACUGAUGAAAGUGUGUGGCUUGGAACACAAUCUUCUAAGCUGCACGAGGCUGAGAAAAAAGGUUAUGAAAAACCAAUGCCCUCUCUUAGUCAAGUUCGAUAACGAGAGCUCGGCUCUUAAGUUUCUCUCCUAUCAAGGGGAAUUUAGGACCCGCACCACGUUUCUUGACUUAAAGUUAGUACCAGCGAGAACGGCAUUGCAACGACGUUACGACAGGCUAACCGAGAGUUCUGCACAUAGCAGAUGUGUUCAGGCCACUUGCGACAACUCUCCGAUGCCAGUGCACCUAAGUGACUCAGGUACUGUGGACCUUGACAUUUCGUCUGAUAUGGAUACUGGAUCGCUUGAUUGCUUGGAAGAACCUGCAAACCCUGGGACCAGUGCUAUCCGUAAAGUCACAUCAUACAUAGAGCAAAUCAGCCAGCCCGCGAAUAAUAUAAGAAAACCCUCGAUUUACACUAAGUGUUCAGCUACUAAUACAAGUCGAUCAGUCAAACCGGAAGGGCCAAUGGCUGCCGAACCUCUAAGGCAAUCUUUAAACAACUCAGUUAAACCGAUGUUAGCAAAAGGCGACGACGAUCGAAGCGAGCUUAGCAUAACCAACACUCAGCGAACAGAGCCGCCAACGCCUCGAGCUAAAAGGCCUCGUAUACGGACCACACCACCGAGUUCACCUGAGCCGCUGGGCUCAACGCCACCAGCUUUGAAAAUAAGAAAAGCGGAGACGCUAGCACCAUACAACGCUGCGUGCGGGAAUGGAUUGUGCAGCGCUCUAGUGUUCAAUGUUCCCGACGACAUAUCGGUGGAAACAUUUAGGCGUGCAAUCAUUGCAGUUAAUGGCAUUGCAGAGAAUGCCUUGCAGGUUCAAAGAUUGACUAAGCGUGUAACCCAAUUUGCGGGUCCCAUCAAACUGAACGCAAAGGAUGAGGAAGUAUUGCAUACUCUCAUAGCUAACCGUGAACAGCUUCGCAGUGCAACAAUGCUAAGCCAGCUUACAUUCGGGCCGCUGAAAAGAAGCUUAGGUUGGGCUGCGACUAAUCCUAACAUCAUUGCAGGCUAUAGGCAACGCGAGCUUGGCGCAUCCAAAAAGAGACAACGAGCUACACCUAACCGCUUAGACAGCAUUGUGUCUAACACUACGAAGGAUCCCAAUGUCAAACGGGCUUGCGGAGCAAACUCACCUAUUCACUCACCGACGACGGCUAUGUCACCCACACAAGCCUUAAUUAGCGCAAGAUCAGUAGACAAACAGUCGCAGCAGCCGGGUUGGGACAAUGCGUUGUGUAGCGUACUUGUAUUUAAUGUUCCGGAUGGCGUAUCGACGGGCGAGCUUCAGAGCACAAUCCUUAAAGUUAACGGUAUCGCGGAAAACUCGGUACACGUUGAGAGGAUGGUCAAAAGAAUCAGUAAAUUCCCAGCCCCAGUCAAAUUGACAGUAGACGAUAGUAGAAUCCUGCGCACUGUAAUAUUGAAUUGUGAACAACUUCGCAAUGCUCUCAAGUUAAGGCAACUUUAUUUUGGCCCACCACGAGGGACACUACCCAACCAUACCCCAGAUACUUGUGAGACGGCAUCGCGUACCACCACCGUUACCAAUUCACCCACGGAGAGCACUGCAUGUGAUAAUUUACGCAGCUCCGAUCAACUACCUGCGCAUCCAGGCUGUUAUGUACCUGCUACAUCCCUCAGACUUUCGCCGCCGGUCCAGAUAAAAUGGCCAAAUAGUCCACUACUUCCUACCCCGCAACCUGCGCAUUUUUUAGGCCAGGUGGGGAUGAGCCGCGACAGUUUCAUCCCGACACCAAACUCCUCGUCGCCCAACUACCAACUGCAAUGCCUUCUCACCCACUUCUUACAACUACUGCAGAUAGCGAAGUAA